This is a messenger RNA of Dunckerocampus dactyliophorus (ringed pipefish), 4423 nucleotides long. It is a transcript of the gene khdrbs3, whose product is annotated as KH domain containing, RNA binding, signal transduction associated 3. Bases 276 to 1298 code for a protein of 340 amino acids. NCBI's taxonomy places the organism in Eukaryota, Metazoa, Chordata, Actinopteri, Syngnathiformes, Syngnathidae. Gene Ontology annotation, cellular component: nucleus. The record is from RefSeq and is a predicted model, not a curated record. The transcript is spliced from 9 exons. Gene Ontology annotation, biological process: regulation of alternative mRNA splicing, via spliceosome. Gene Ontology annotation, molecular function: mRNA binding.
CUUGUGGCAGACUGUCCGCCCAGAGAGGACAGGGGAAGCACGGCCAGGGGGACACGCGGAGGAGCACAUCACUUGGAUGGGAUAAAAAAAACAAACAAACAAACAUUUAAGCUAACAUUGGGAAAAUGCUCUUCUAGCGUGAGACCUUUUAAUAUUACCUGCGUUUUUUCUUCUUUUGGACACCACCUCUAAGCUUGUCCAUUCAUUCAAGUUGUGUGUUCAUUUUUAUUUUUUCCUCGAAGUCCACCUUGCUUGGAGACAGAGGCCAGGACGAGAUGGGGAGCGAGCAAUACUUACCGGAGCUUCUGGCGGAGAAGGACACGCUGGAUCCGGCUUUCCAGCACUCACUGCGGCUACUGGAGCAAGAAAUUGAAAAGAUUCAGAAAGACGAGGGCAAGGAGGAGGAGAAGUUCAUCGACGUCGUCAUCAACAAGAACAUGAAACUGGGCCAGAAAGUUUUGAUACCAGUCAAGCAGUUUCCUAAAUUUAACUUUGUCGGAAAACUUCUCGGGCCACGCGGGAACUCGUUAAAGAGGCUACAGGAGGACACCCUCACAAAGAUGUCCAUUCUGGGCAAAGGGUCCAUGCGAGACAAAGAAAAGGAGGAGGAGCUACGGCAGAGCGGCGAGGCCAAGUAUCACCACCUGAACGAAGACCUGCACGUCCUCAUCGAGGUGUUCGCCCCGCCGGCUGAGGCCUACGCCAGGAUGGGCCACGCUUUGGAGGAGAUCAAGAAGUUUCUCAUACCAGAUUACAAUGAUGAGAUCAGACAGGCCCAGCUGCAGGAGCUCACAUAUCUGAACGGAGGCUCGGAGGAUGCCAAGGUGCCAUCGGUGAGGGGGAAGUCAGUGGCCCGUGCAAGAGGGACACCAGUUCCAGGACCUCCCAGGACUCGAGGCGGAGUCCCCCCACUGCAUGCGGCCGUGCCCAGAGGAGCAGCCCCCAGAGGAGCCCCGCCCAGCCGCACACCGUCCACCAGGGGGAGGGGGGUGCAGAGAGGCAGAGGCGCCCCUCCGGCAGCUGGAUACCGAGCGGCUCCUCCCAUAGUCCAGGACACCUAUGACGAAUAUGACUACGACGACGACUACGGAACAGCGUAUGAUGACCAAGGAUACGAGUCGUAUGACAACAACUACACUAAUCAAGGACAAAACUCAGACGACUACUAUGAAUACGGACACAGCGGAGAAUCGUACGAGUCGUACGGUCAAGAAGAGUGGGCGAACGGUCGCGGCAAGGCGCCGUCGGCGAGAACGACCAAGGGAGUGUACAGAGAGCAGCCCUACUCCAGAUACUGAUGAACUGGAUGGUGCAACCCAAGUAAUGGAGUUUUUUAUGGAUGUUUUUAGAUAUGAAACCUUAACCUGCAAAAUAAUCCCUUAAAAAAAAACAGCUAUAGAAGGACUGGGAAUGAAUGGUUUCAAAAGUGACACCCCCAUCCCCACCUCUCCGAAGCUCCACUGAAAAGAAUUCAAAUAUACUACGAGAAAUAAUCUUGGCUGUAAAGUCCUACUUACUAAAAAGCUAAGUGCUAAUAUGCUGUACACGAAUUUGGACUUUUACAAUAACAUUGCAUUGGGUAAAUGGCAAAGUGACAACUUUUUCCUACCACUGGCGGACUUAAAAUAAAAAUACUUUAUUCAAGUAAAAUGACGUUUCCUCAAAAAACAACUUUUUUCUCUGAAACGUUAUCCGCGUACGACUUUUUCUCGUAAAAUUGCGUCAAUCGUACUCGCUGGAGUUUGACCUGUUCUCGUCAUAUGAUGUUUUUUUGGUCAAAUUCAGACUACACUAUUGUACAUGGCCGACCGUAACUGUCUUAAUAGCACUGCCAUAAUUCCAAUAUGGCAUUUUUUUGUUCUUGUAAAAUUACCACUUUCACUUUAUUCUAGUGAUAUUUUUUUCUUUGAGUUUUUCUCGGAAAAUCAACUUUUUGUUUUCUCCUUCAUAAAAUUGCAAUUUUAUUCUCGUAUCGUUAUGACUUUAUUACAACUUUAUUCUAGUAAUGUUUUUUUCGCAGACUUUUUCUCUGAAAAGUUGGACUAUAAUUAAAUUAUUUCCAUUAUUUGGGCAUUUUUUCUUACAUGGCCUAAAUUUAAUAAUAUUUAUUAUUAUUAUAACAUACAGUCGUCCCUUACUACAUUGUGGUUUGAACAUUGUUCUCCCUCUGUUGCGUAAGUAAUGUGGUUGACUAUGGCCUAUUAUUUGUCAAACAAUAUUGAAACAAGUUAUGUGUCGUAUUCCGGUCACUAGGCGUCAGUAAUGCUACAUUGAUGAGACAUUACUUUACACACUACAUGGAGUCAGCCAUGGCAUGUCUGAAAUGAUACAAUGAAACUAAGUUCUCCUCCCAUUUUGUGUGGAAGUGGUAAGUUUAUGCCUUCUUACUUUGUCCUUACCCUCGUUUGAGACACUUUCUUAAGUUUAGAGUAAGUAUAUUGGAGAGGCUAACUAGUUAGCUCGGUAACUUGCUAUGCUAGCAGGCGGCCAUCUCUUAUGUCCCUGCAGGGAUCCCGCAGCCUGCGCAUUAGUGGUAGUAUGGUGUCAACAAAGAAUAAUAGGAGUGGUGUUAUUUCACGUCUGCAGGGUUUUAAUGGUAAAAAGUGUAUUUAGAAAGUCCUAAACUGGUUUUCUAUGCUCUAACCGUGAAACGGUGAAAAUAUUCCGUUUGUUAAUAUUGAAUUGUACUUUGUGAAUAUUUACUUCACGUGGUCAGGUCUGGGACCAAUUAACCGUGAUGAAGGAGGGACGACUAUGACAAUACCAGGAUUAUGACAAAAAAGUUGUAAUUUCAGGAGAAACUUUGAUAUAACAUAUCAAACUUUAUUGUCAUAAUGUUAUGUCUAAUAAAAUGACUAGAGGACUUCUUUUCCUCCUAAAAUUGCGACUUCACUCUCAUAAGUUUAUGACUGUUUCUCGUAAAAGUUUGAUUAUGGUGCGAACUAACUUUAUUCCGCCUAACUUGAUUCUCGUAAUAUAGUGUUCUUUUCACUGUGGGCCUCAUGCUAACCCUUCUUCCUGGUCAUAAAAGCACACUCCCACCGGGUAAUGCAAUUGCCAGUAGUGUAUUAAUUCCUCUCUCAGCUCCAGUGUGUACUAACGAGGGGGGAGAAUAUUUACAUUGUCGCUGUGAGCUAUCGAUACGAUGCUUCUCCACAGCUGCCAGUACAACUUAAUGUAUCUCCCUUAAUAUCUCACUAAAGAUGUAAUGGCUUAGUUCUAGGAUGUAGAUAUCUUUUUUUUCAGAAGGAGUAAUGGGUGGAAAAUGUGUCCCUUGUAAAGUAAAAAAGAAAAGAAAAAGCAACUGUAUACAUAUUGUAUUGCUGUCUCCUCCUUUUUUUGUAUUAGUGUUAAAGGGCUUAUGGAAGCAUGGCGUGCAAUGUGGAUGCUGUCAGAUGAUUCGCUAAAUAAUUGUGCUUAUAAAACACUUUAAUACAUCUAUAAAUAGGGAUCUUAAAAUGGAAAUCUGCAAAACACACAACAGGCUUUUUGUGAUUAUUUUUUUUGUGACAUUAUCACAGCUUUUUUGAUUUAUUUAUUUUGUAUUAUUGUCGGACCACUUGUGGUCAAAUGCUUGUGAAUAUGCCGGACUUGUUGAGCUAACAGUAUAUGGAUUUUUUUGAGCUUAUAUAAGCCCUUUAAUAUUUCCCUCUUGUCGAUGCUGAAUAAACAUUUGGAAAAAACGAUCUUUGUGGCAGAGACAGAAAUCAUUGACUCGUUAAAAGCAAACUUUUAAUUUAAACUAAAUGAAGUUGGCAUUGGCACGACUCGCCUUGCUGUGGUGACCUUGUAUGUGAUGCACUCUGUGGGCAGGAUUUAGCCUCAGCGACCGGACCUCCUCUCUGUUUGUUCGUAUAAUUUGCUGUCCAUCACAUGGAGCAUCAUCAUCCGUAAACACGCAUUAACUUUGUGAGUGUUUACCUCGACAGACGUGCCUCGUAGCGCUGCAUGAAGGCCUCCUCCACACCCUCUGACGGGUGGGAAUUGCUCUCUCUUCUAUUUUUUGGCCCGCAUUUAAAGAGCCCCCUCUCCCCCCCCGCCCCCGUCCAUUAAAGAGACUCUAAAUGACCCCCAGCUGACCUCAGCAGAGGGAGGACGGCAGCAGUAGCUGUUUAAAAAGACCGCCUCCGUCCCACAAGGUAAACAACCUGACCCAGAUUAACUCCUCCCCUAACGUAGCUGCACAUAAACGCUCUCUAAACUUCAGUGUAACAUGUUUUCCUGUCUGUUUAGGCCGUUAAGAUGAGAAUAAUUAGAUAUAUUUAACACAAAAGUAAACUAUGUGAUAAAUAGCAGUAAUAUUUCCAUGAAGUGUUUAAGGAAAUAACCUAUAAGCCAAUAAUGAAACCCCAUGUGUUGUAUACUCUAAUUGUGUAUUUCAUGUUACAGGUAGUGGCGAGGAGUUAAUCGUAUUGUUUAUAUU